AUGUCGCAAACCGAUUUUAACGGGGAAAGUCGGUCACAGGAAGCUAAUCGGGCCUCGAAAUUACCUCUGGACAAACCAUGCUUCAAGGAAGCUUAUGAAACUGCCCUCAAAUUUUACGCUAAAGACGACGUCUUAGACACCAGAGACAGACUAGAGCUCUCUAAGGCAUAUGUAUCGAUCUCUAGGGCCCAACUUUGGAGUGGUUGGACCGCAUUUGCGUUGGUUUUUGGAACUCCGUUUGGAAUCCAGCUGUACAAGACUAGAGCUAUCAAGGGUGUCAAAGUGCCAAGAAAUUUUGUUUUGGGACUUCUAGCAAUGGCACUCACCGCUCACACAAGUGGUAAAGCCAUGUACAAGUCCCAGCUUUCCAGACUCGAUCCCAACAGUGCGUUCGAAUCGUCCUCUGAAGGAAAUUGGGAUACGCUGACCGACCACGAUUCAGAGGAAAUCUCAUCACAGUCUGGCCUCUCGCGUGAAAGACGGCAAUACGACAUGCUCAAACUUUUGGGUUACGGCAUGGCUCCAAAAUGGGGCCAGUACUUCUACUCAACCUACACCAAUCCCGAGCGAAGAUUGCCCAAUCCCAAAGUGAAAUUGGAUGAGAUGAAAAACGGCAAAACUCCUAGUAUUUCACCAUUUCUCAACCAGCGUGACCCAAUAGGUCUGUACUCAGGGCCACGCCAUGACAAAAAGGAUGGCAUCCCUCAAUUGGCACCUCGUCCUGAUCAAAGCGCCACAAUCUCCCACGAUAUUGAUGAUGAUGAUCCCUUGGGACAGGUGGAUACCAAUCCCAAAACCACUUACACCUCGUCCUGGGACAGAGUGCGCAACCAGCGCGGUGUUACCAAUGACGCGACCGGUGGCAGGUGGUCUCAAAUUAGAACAUCACCUCUUGACUCGCAAUCACAACAAGCACCUCCGCGUAACGAUAAGGAUGAAAACUCCGACGAUUUCGAAGCUCUCCUAGAAAAAGAGAGACGUGGCGAGGACACAAUAUGA
Molecule: messenger RNA, 999 nt
Organism: Lachancea meyersii CBS 8951
Lineage: Eukaryota; Fungi; Ascomycota; Saccharomycetes; Saccharomycetales; Saccharomycetaceae
Source: the annotation of a GenBank genome assembly